AUGAUCGCCCACUCCCACUCCCACACUCGCUCCAGGCGUCUGGUCAUCACCCUCCUCGCCCUCUCAACCCUCCUCAGCAUAUUCUGGCUAAACAGCAGAUACAGCUCCAGCUCCAGCUCCGAAUCCUGGCACAAAAGACUCCACAGCCUAACCGUCCCCGCGACAAACUCGCGGCGGGUAGCGAAAGUGUCCAUGCUAUAUGGGGCCCGGAAUACUCUAUACGAACGAGCGCUGCAGAGUCAUCGCCGCCAUGCAGAGCGGUGGGGGUACGGCAUGGAUGUCCUCCAGAAUGAUAUCGCGGUCGGGUACUGGAAUAAACCCAGCUAUUUGCUUUCGUUGGUGAUUGAGGAGUUGGCGAAGCCGGUGGGGGAGAGGAUCGAGUGGUUUAUGUGGGUUGACGCCGACACAGUCGUUAUAAACCCAGCGAUACCGCUAGAGAUCUUCAUCCCGCCGUUCGAGGUCGACGACAUCCACAUGAUCGCGACAAAAGACCACAAGGGGUUAAACACGGGGAUAUUCUUCCUGAGAGUGCAUCAGAAGACAGUGGACAUUCUCGUCAAGACGCUGGGCUACCCGAUCUACAAUCCCAAAGUGGCGCUCGGGGUGCAAGUCGACCAGGCAGCCAUGGAGAAGGUCGUCAGUCAACCGGCGCUCAAGAACAGCGUGCUGUAUCUACCGAGGACGUGGAUCAACACGUACGAGUGGGCCCAUGCGUAUGAAGGGCAGAAGGGGAAUUUCCUGGUGCAUUUCCCUGGAUUGGGGGACCAGCGGUGGGCACAUAUGGGCAAGUGGUUGGAUAUUGUUGAGCAGACGCCUGAGGCGUGGGAGGUGCCGGUUAAUGAGACGUGGUAUUUAGAUGAGAGCAGUGCGUUUUGGGACAGGGUGCUCACUGCGAAGAGAAUUAUCCGGGAGCAUGAGAAGACGCUCGCUGCUACAAAGGGGCCCGUUCCGAUGUCGUCUAGGAACAGACAGAGGGAACGUGCGGUGGAGGAGCUGCAGAAGGUGUUGGCCGAGGAGCCGUACUCGGAGAAGCUAAUGGACCUCCGGAUCAAAGACUGUAAUGUAGCACUGGAGGAGAAUUAG
Molecule: messenger RNA, 1083 nt
Organism: Aspergillus puulaauensis
Lineage: Eukaryota; Fungi; Ascomycota; Eurotiomycetes; Eurotiales; Aspergillaceae
Exons: 2
Coding region: 1-1083 (360 amino acids)
Biological process (GO): protein N-linked glycosylation
Cellular component (GO): Golgi membrane
Molecular function (GO): glycosyltransferase activity
Source: RefSeq, a predicted model, not a curated record